AUGGCUGAACAAGUGCAGACAGAGUUGGGCGAACACAUGGUCGAAGGUAACGGUCAGAGUGCUCCUCGGCAGGAACAUCAAUCUAGGGAUACACAGUUUAUUCCAUGGUCAACCCAAAGUAAACAGGCGGCUGCAGAGAUUGCUGAGAAGACAGCGUAUCUGUCGCGUACAGAGACAUUCAGUGCUGCUCAUCGACUCCACUCGGCUCACUUAAAUGACGAGGAGAAUGUUGCAUUGUAUGGCAAAUGCAACAACAUCAAUGGUCAUGGACACAAUUAUCAAGUUACUGUUACUGUGAAAGGAAAGGUCAGCUACGGAACAGGCAUGAUCAUGAGCAUGACGGCCCUGAAGAAGGUUAUGAUGGAAAACGUCAUCGAUUACCUCGACCACAAGCACCUGGAUAAGGACAUCUCUUACUUCUACGAAAACAAAUUGCAGACGACGGCUGAGAACCUAGCUAUCUUUGUCUGGGAGGUGAUGAAGGAGGUGUUCACGCAGCAUGGGUAUCUUGGUUCGCGGACGCAGCUAUGGGAGGUUAAGGUCCGUGAAACGGAUCACAAUGAGGCUAUCUACAGAGGCGAAUGA
Messenger RNA from Saitoella complicata NRRL Y-17804, 585 nucleotides. Its product is annotated as PTPS-domain-containing protein. Bases 1 to 585 code for a protein of 194 amino acids. Gene Ontology annotation, biological process: tetrahydrobiopterin biosynthetic process. Lineage: Eukaryota; Fungi; Ascomycota; Saitoellomycetes; Saitoellales; Saitoellaceae. Gene Ontology annotation, molecular function: 6-pyruvoyltetrahydropterin synthase activity. Gene Ontology annotation, cellular component: mitochondrion. The record is from RefSeq and is a predicted model, not a curated record. The transcript is spliced from 3 exons.